CAGGGGUGGACUGACCAUUUGGAAACUCGGGCACUGCCCGAGGGCCCGGGGUCAGUAGGUGGCCCCAUGAGAUGCCCCUGGCACCUUUUUCAUAGGCUUUUUUGAGUUUGGGCAAGGACAAAGGGGCCCCAUGAUCCCCUAUUGCCCGGGGGCCCCAUGAGUUGUCAGUCCGCCCCUGAAAUCACCUCUAAUGUUGGAUGUCCUACAUGUGUGGAUGUUGGUAUGUUAUGGCCCGGGGUCAGUAGGGGGCCCCAUGAGAUGCCCCUGGUACCUUUUUCAUAGGCUUUUGUUGGCUUUGGGCAAGGACACAGGGGGCGCCAUGAUCCCCUAUUGCCCGGGGGCCCCA
This is a messenger RNA of Staurois parvus, 346 nucleotides long. Lineage: Eukaryota; Metazoa; Chordata; Amphibia; Anura; Ranidae. The record is from the annotation of a GenBank genome assembly.